AUGGGUGCCAUGACAUUAGGGACUGGAGAAGUACACACGAAGAAGAAAAAGAAGGAUCGUCACGCUUACCAUCAGGUGGAGGCUACUGGAUCUUCGCAAGCAUUCAAUGGUAUGCCAAGCGCAGGGACGCCAGCCUCACAGUUCCUCAAUGCCGAUCCGUCACUCUCUGGGCCUGGCGGGCAGUUCCUUAAUGCCCAAGGAAAUCAAUUCUCUAGCCAGGCUGGCGCGAAUAUUGCGCCUGGUCCUGUAUCUCCGAAUCCAUUCAACGCCCCUAUCAAUAGCAGCAGCGAGGCAAGUCCGUCUCCCGCUUUUAUUCCGACUUCUGGGCAGCAGGGUGUGAUGGCAAACGAUAUGCCGAGCGUGCCCGUUUCGAGAGACUCUGUUCAACAAUACUACCUCGGAAACGUUUAUCCCACUUUCGAAAAGCAUGUCCCGCCACCAGCUACCACCUCUUUUGUAGCGUUUGAUCAGGGCAACUCAUCGCCGAAAUACACCCGACUGACGAUGAACAACAUUCCCGCAACGGCUGAGGGCCUCGCCAGUACCGGCCUUCCUCUCGGCCUUCUUCUACAACCCCUAGCACCUCUGCAGCCAGGGGAGCUUGAAAUUCCUGUCUUAGACUUUGGCGACUCCGGUCCUCCCAGAUGCAGGAGAUGCCGCGCGUACAUCAAUCCAUUCAUGAUGUUCCGGUCAGGAGGCAAUAAGUUUGUCUGCAACCUAUGCACAUAUCCCAACGACACUCCGGCAGAGUACUUCUCCGCGACAACUCCCCAAGGCGUGAGGGUGGACCGUGAUCAGCGACCGGAGCUUACACGUGGCACCGUAGAGUUCGUUGUACCAAAGGAGUACUGGACGAAGGAGCCCGUCGGGUUGCGGUGGUUGUUCCUCAUUGACGUCACUCAAGAAUCUUACAAUCGAGGUUUCGUGGAAUCAUUCUGCGAAGGUAUCCUUGCCGCAUUGUAUGGGGGUGAUGGCACAGACGAGCCAGAUGAAGGAGGCGAGGCAAAGCGUAGCAUCCCAGCUGGUGCCAAGGUUGGCUUUGUUUCUUAUGACAAGGAUAUUCACUUCUACAAUGUCAGCUCAGCACUCGAUCAAGCUCAGAUGAUGAUCAUGCCCGACCUCGAGGAUCCUUUUGUACCUCUGAGCGAUGGCCUCUUUGUUGACCCCUACGAGUCAAAAGAUGUCAUCUCAUCUCUGUUGACAAGGCUGCCGGAGUUGUUCUCCAACGUCAAGAACCCGGAGCCUGCUCUCCUCGCAACACUCAAUUCAGCGACGGCUGCCCUGGAGAAGACAGGCGGUAAAAUCGUGUGCGCCUGUUCUGCACUCCCUACAUGGGGCCCCGGUAGGUUGUUCCUGAGAGACGAAGGCAAGCACCCUGGCGGUGAGACGGACAAGAAGCUUUUUACAACCGAGCACCCUGCCUGGAAGAAGACAGCGGAGAAGAUGGUGGCCUCUGGAGUAGGUGUCGACUUCUUCCUUGCUGCGCCAUCAGGUGGAUACCUCGAUAUCGGCACCAUUGGUUAUGUCGCCUCCACUACGGGCGGCGAGACGUUCUAUUAUCCCAACUUCAUCGGAGGCAGGGAUAAUGCCAAGCUCUCUAUGGAGAUCAAGCACGCGGUGACACGAGAGACCGGCGUGCAAGCGCUGAUGAAGGUCCGUUGCUCGAACGGUCUACAAAUAUCGGGUUAUCACGGCAACUUUGUCCAGCACACUUUUGGUGCUGACCUCGAGAUUGGUGUCAUUGACGCGGACAAAGCCAUGGGUGUGACGUUCACGUAUGAUGGCAAGCUGGACUCCAAGUUGGAUGCUCACUUCCAGUCCGCUCUGCUGUAUACGUCAGCCUCUGGUCAACGCAGAGUGCGAUGCUCCAACGUGAUCGCAAGCGUCAGCGACCACGCAAGGGAUUGUGUCAAAUUCAUCGACCAGGAUGCUGUUUAUUCGAUACUGGCCAAGGAGGCGAGCACAAAGCUGGACACGACGUCGGCAAACCUCAAAGACGUUCGAAACUUCCUCACGGAGCGAACCAUUGAUGUACUCGCGAAUUACCGCAAAAACUUCCUGACACAGGCGCACCCCCCGAGCGAGCUGGUCAUGCCCGAGAGACUCAAGGAGUUUGCGAUGUACAUGUUGGGCCUCAUCAAGUCGCGUGCUUUCAAAGGUGGCAGCGAGAGUACUGACCGCCGAGUCCAUGAGCUCCGCAUGGUCCGGUCUAUGGGCGCCCUAGAGUUGAGCCUGUAUCUGUAUCCUCGCAUGAUCCCACUGCACAACCUGCAACCUGAAGAAGGCUUUCCUGAUGAGUCCGGCCACCUCAAGCUGCCACCAACAAUUCGGACGUCAUUCUCGUGCGUCGAGCCUGGAGGUGUCUACCUCGUGGACAACGGCCAACAAUGUCUCGUCUGGUUCCACGCCCAGACCUCCCCCAACCUCAUCGCAGAUCUGUUUGGCGAGCAAAACACGAGCUUACAGAGCCUCGACGCCUACACGUCCUCGCUUCCCAUCCUUCAGACGCAUCUAAAUGCCCAGGCGCGCAACAUCAUUGAGUUCCUCAAGACGAUGCGUGGCUCAAAGGGUAUGUCCAUCCAGCUUGCGCGUCAAGGGAUCGAUGGUGCCGAAUACGAAUUCGCGCGCAUGCUGUUGGAAGACCGCAAUAAUGAGGCCCAAAGCUACGUCGAUUGGCUGGUCCAUUUGCAUAAGGGAGUGCAGCUCGAGUUGACGGGACAGAGAAAGCGGGAAGACCAAGCGACAGAAGGCGGCGCCCUGUCCACUUUCAGCGGUCUUCGGCCUGCUUACUGGUGACGGAUUUAUCAAGACGACAGGGCGGAAUCGACAUGUGGGUGACAGCAUAUGGGGUUGGGAGCAAUGGGGCAAGGGGCCAUAUGCAUGAAAGCGACGCGGGUGUCUACUUGCUUAAAGGAAAAGAUUAGUCGACAGUCGGUAGUGAUGUUAACGUUGAUUCGGAGAGCAACAGAUGACGUGAAUGCGUACACGCAUUUCUCAAAACAAGUCCGUCAGCC
Messenger RNA from Verticillium dahliae VdLs.17, 3014 nucleotides. RefSeq names its product Sec23/Sec24 family protein. Gene Ontology annotation, biological process: endoplasmic reticulum to Golgi vesicle-mediated transport; intracellular protein transport; COPII-coated vesicle cargo loading. NCBI's taxonomy places the organism in Eukaryota, Fungi, Ascomycota, Sordariomycetes, Glomerellales, Plectosphaerellaceae. Gene Ontology annotation, cellular component: endoplasmic reticulum exit site; COPII vesicle coat. Gene Ontology annotation, molecular function: zinc ion binding; SNARE binding. Bases 1 to 2796 code for a protein of 931 amino acids. The record is from RefSeq and is a predicted model, not a curated record. The transcript is spliced from 3 exons.